AUGUCCAUGACGCCAUCUGGAUGGUGUAAUAAUUGUGAGAUUCAUAGUAUCACGCUUAAAAGGUAUGAAAAACUAGUACAACAAAAAAUACAACAGCUUGCUGAUAUUGAAGAUGAAGAUAUAUUAGUCCAAGAAAAGAUUCGGCUUACACAACAAGAUAUUCGGAAGAUUCGAGCGUAUGAAACUAAAGACAGAUGCCAAGAAUUUAUAAAAAACGUUUCUCAAACUGAUAACACUAUUUUUGUGAGCAAUAAUAAUGAUAUUGAUAGUCCAUUGCGGGGUGCAUCAAACGCACUUCAAGUUCCACCCCCUACAAAAAGUUACAGGCCAUUGGUACCAGCAGCACAUAUUUCCAAUAUACCACCUUCAUUUUCACAAGAAUUAUUAAGAACCACACUUGAAAAAGAAUUUGGAAAAGUGUUGGGAUUGACGGUUUGGGAAUACCACAGAUCAGCGAUGGUUAAUUUUGCCGAGAUGCAAUCCUAUCGUAAAGCAAUUGAAAGACGCGUAUUCAAAGUAGGCCCGGCAGUACUUACAAUUUCCAAGUGA
This is a messenger RNA of Cetraspora pellucida, 549 nucleotides long. Lineage: Eukaryota; Fungi; Glomeromycota; Glomeromycetes; Diversisporales; Gigasporaceae. The record is from the annotation of a GenBank genome assembly.